GCCGCGUAUGCAGUCGGCUGCACCGGGGUUGGUGCUACCCCGACGCCUCCAGUCUCCCUUACGCCGCCGUCGAGGGCGCCCGUGUUGAUAAUCCGCCGCAGCCGCCGCAAAGAAAACCAUGUCAUGGAAGCGGGCCAGCAUCACCAUGACGCUGUGGACUCUGCUCAUCAUCCACACCCUCGCUAGAGCAGAAACUGAAACUGAGCCAACAACGACGCAGCUGACGACGACUCGGGCAGCGCCGACGACGUCAGCCGCAUGGACGACGACGUGGGAGCUGGCGCUGAGCGAGGGCCAGGCCAUACAGAAGGCGCUCCAGUUCCUGCUCGCCCAGCGCCGCGCCGACUGGGGCUGGGGCAACGACACCCACCACGUCAUGCUGACGCUGCAGCUGGCUAACAACACUGGCAAGGAGAUAGAGCAGCAGAGCCUGGAGAUGCAGCUGUCAGCCAAACAGAUGGAGAUUGAGAUACUGCUUAUGAUGUCCAAGCACCACGAGUCACCGCCACCACUAGCGCGCCUCGCCGCCUACACGCUGGCUCUCGGCGCACUAUGCAAGGACCCGCGCUCAUUUCACGGCAAGGAUCUCGUAUCGGCCUUGCUGCAUCGGGAACAACCGCACGACGGCGAGUUCGCGUACGCCACGCUCGCUGCGUGCUCGUCCGCCGCGCACGUGCGACGACGUCAUAUACGCCGUCUACUGGACAUUGCUAAUGCUGCCGCUGAUCACAGUCUAGACACGAUAUCGAUGGUGAUCCUGGCGCUGCGGUGCGUGGUGCAGGACCAUCGUCACCGCAGCUUGCUGCACUUCGUGCGGCGGCCUAUGGCGGGGCUGGCACGACAGCAGCACCCAGACGGCAGCUUCGGUCUGCUGACUACCACCGCACUUGCUAUACAGGCAUUGGAGGACUCCGACAACGGUCCCGGCGCGCACCAGCACUGGAGUCUGCCGGCGGCGCGCAAGUGGUUGCUGGAGCAGCAACAACCUGAUGGCGGCUGGGGCAGCGUGGCCGACACGGCUGCUGCAGUAGCCGCCUUAACACCUGCAUCGCUCGCCGCUGUACGCCCACCCCACUGCAGCGAUAAGCUGCUUGAUACACGGCAUGAGCCGUUGGACAACAACGGUGGAGACGGCAACAUAAAGCUGGCAUAUCAGUCCGGCCACGCCAGCAACGACUCCGAGGCCCGCAACGUAUCCUUCACUUAUACUCUCUGGCUGGGAACCAACGUUACCGAAAACUACACCCUGUAUAUGAUGGCCCCAAGGAACAUAUCCUUCUACCACGUGAUGCAAAUGGCCGCGGAGCAGGACGCCAAGUUCAAGUUCGAGGCGAGCGAGUGGCCCAACGGUCACUACGUGCACACCCUGGCGGGGCACAGGGAGGAGCCGAUGGGCUACCACUACUGGCUGCUGUACCGCCUCCCCGAGGUGCCCGACCCGGCCAGCCCGCCCGGCAACCAGCUCGUUGCGCCCGUCGGAGUGGACGAUCUGCUCGUGGAAGACGGUGAACAUUAUCUGUUCUGGUAUAAGAAGCUCUAAACACAACCAAAACAUCAUCAUUUUCACUCUGGCUCAAAUUAAAUGACAAUUUGCAAUCUUGAAAUUAUCUUCAAAGUAUCAUUUUAAUGAUUUCUUAGGUUUACGCGAGUAUCACUCAUUAUAUUACAAGGUUUAAGCACUUACUGAUUUUGUCGCGAAACACUUUUAUUAAUCCCGACGUUUCGGCUACUUUACAGCGGCCGUGGUCACGGGUGGACUGUCCACCCCGAGUGUGGAAGUGUUUAAACCUUGUAAUAAUAUAAUAAGUAUCAUUUUCCUUAAUACUCUUUUCACGACAUCCUAUAUCACUCCUGUAGAAUCUCAAGUGAGUAUUAUUUAAUUAAGUUUUAAGAUAAUUUUAAGGCUGAACUUAGCACACACUUCUUUUGAAGUUUAUUUGCACGCUAAUCAAACUGUUAUCAUUUAUUUAUUCUAGUAACGCUCA
Molecule: messenger RNA, 1985 nt
Organism: Aricia agestis (brown argus)
Lineage: Eukaryota; Metazoa; Arthropoda; Insecta; Lepidoptera; Lycaenidae
Exons: 10
Coding region: 119-1540 (473 amino acids)
Biological process (GO): cobalamin transport
Molecular function (GO): cobalamin binding
Source: RefSeq, a predicted model, not a curated record